AUGGAUGAAUUUUUCCUGUAUGGGAGUUUUUCUCUGGGUAACCUCUCUAUCUCUAACCACAAAGUGACCCCUGCCCAGGCAGCCACAAACGUUUCUUUCACCAACCAAAGCCAAGUUGUGGAGUCACCCCCAUACAACAGGCAGAUCCGGAUCAUCGCAAUGGCUGUCAUAUUCACCGUGGCACUGGUGGGCAAUUCACUGGUGCUGUAUAAGAUCUGGAGUGGCAAGGACAAGAAGAGAAAGAUCAACUUUCUGAUCACCCACCUGACACUAGCCGACCUCUAUGUCUCCCUGAUCACUCUUUUCUCCCAGAUCGUAUGGGAAUUGUUGGAGGAUCAGUGGCUGGCUGGGGAUGUGGCUUGUCGGAUCUUUAAAGUGUUUCAGGUUUCUGGACUCAUUGCCUCCUCCAAUAUAAUUGCCAUAUUAGCCCUGGAAAGACACCAUGUCAUUACAAACCCAUUAGGCACACCUCUGCCCACCCGAUUUUUUACUGCCAUGUGCUGGGUGCUGGCUCUGCUCCUGUCGGUGCCCCAAGCUUUUGUCUUCAAAGCUGCGCAAACCAAGGAAGGUCCCAGGUGCCGCAACGUCUUCUGGCAGUUACCUAAAUGGCAUUUUCAGGUCUAUAUCAUCUACAGCUCCGUCACUGUCUUUUUCUUACCUUUCUGUAUCCUGGUUGUAGCCUACAGCCGCAUCCUAUGGAUUAUCUGGAGAAAGGGGAAGAACUGCAAGAACCCUAAACACUUCAAUGAUUCUUGUGAAGUCACCAAGAGACCAAUCAAACUUGAAGCCACCAACAGCUGCAUCCCAAGAGCUAAGAUAAAGACCCUCAAAAUGACCCUGGUCAUCAUCAUACUCUUCAUUGUAUGCGGGCUGCCUUACUUCAUUGUGGAGAUGAAGGUGGCAUGUGGCACCAUUACUGGUCUGGAUGAGGAGGUCAUGGCUGUGCUGGGCAUCUUUGUGGUGACCAAUAGCGCAGUGAAUCCCUAUGUGUAUCUCUUCUUCAGGACCAACAACGUUUUCCUCAGGAGGUUGGAGAAGAAGGUGUGCUUUUCUUGUUGCCUACAGGAGCACAGAGAGAUCGCCUUCCGCAGAGAGCUGUUCCCGUCCUGUGCCCCGACUCUUCGCAGGGACCCAUCAACCACCACCACCAAUACCACAGAGGUGGAGGCCACUUCUAUCCUUCAACGCUCCGUCAACUAUAUGCAGCCAGCUAUAAAGAAGGAGCUGAAAGUAGCAUGUGACAGCUGUAUGUGA
Messenger RNA from Nanorana parkeri, 1254 nucleotides. It is a transcript of the gene GPR150, whose product is annotated as G protein-coupled receptor 150. Bases 1 to 1254 code for a protein of 417 amino acids. Gene Ontology annotation, molecular function: peptide binding; G protein-coupled receptor activity. Lineage: Eukaryota; Metazoa; Chordata; Amphibia; Anura; Dicroglossidae. Gene Ontology annotation, cellular component: membrane. Gene Ontology annotation, biological process: G protein-coupled receptor signaling pathway. The transcript has a single exon. The record is from RefSeq and is a predicted model, not a curated record.